ACUCAAACAUAAAGCCUCCUGCUAAGAAUCCGUUUCAUUUGGCUUUCACUGGUGGACCUGCUGUGGUUGGUCUGGGAGGGUUGAGCCCUGGUCGAGACCCUAACGGAGAGUGAGCCUCUCACCAUGUCAGCCUGUUGCAGCUGGAAAGAUGUUUUCCAGUAUGAGACAAACAAAGUCCUCCAGAUCCAGAGCGUGUAUUACGGCCCCAUUAAGUGGUUCUUCCACCUGCUGGUCCUUUCUUACAUCAGCUUUGCUUUGAUCGGUGACAAGCGGUACCAAAAGAAAGAGCCUCUUAUCAGUUCCGUGCACACCAAGGUGAAAGGGAUAGCAGAGGUGAAGGCGGAGAUAUUGGAGAAUGGAAUGAAGAAGAUGGGGUCUGAGGUCUUUGACACUGCAGAUUACACCUUCCCCUUGCAGGGGAACUCCUUCUUCGUGAUGACAAACUUUCUCAAGACAGAAGGCCAACAGCAGGGGUUAUGUCCUGACUUUCCCACCCGAAGGACAAUCUGUUCCUCUGACAGGGGUUGUAAAAAGGGAUGGAUGGACCCACAGAGCAAAGGGAUCCAGACCGGAAGGUGUGUAGUGUAUAAAGAGAGGCUGAAGACCUGCGAAGUCUCUGCCUGGUGUCCCAUUGAGGAGGUGGAAAAGGCUCCCCGGCCCGCGCUCUUGAAGAGUGCCGAAAACUUCACUGUGCUCGUCAAGAAUAACAUUGACUUCCCUGGCCACAACUACACCACGAGAAACAUCUUGCCAGGUGUAAACAUCACCUGUACCUUUCACAAGACUCAGAAUCCACAGUGUCCCAUUUUCCGACUAGGAGAUAUCUUCCAAGAAACAGGAGAUAAUUUUUCAGAUGUGGCAAUUCAGGGAGGGAUCAUGGGCAUUGAGAUCUACUGGGACUGCAACUUGGAUGGUUGGUUCCAUCACUGUCGUCCAAAAUACAGUUUCCGUCGCCUUGAUGACAAAACCACCAAUGAGUCCUUGUACCCUGGCUACAACUUCAGAUUCGCCAAGUACUAUAAGGAAAACAACAUUGAAAAACGGACUCUAAUAAAAGUCUUUGGGAUCCGUUUUGACAUUCUGGUUUUCGGCACCGCCACUGUGGUAAUCGACUUCCUCAUCAAACCUUACUUCAGUAAAUGCUGUCGAUCCUGCAUUUAUUCCUUUUGCAAGCGGUGUGAAUGCUGUGCAGCCAAUGAAUACUACUACAGGAAGAAGUGUGAGCACAUUGUGGAGCCAAAGCCGACAUUAAAAUACGUGUCCUUUGUGGAUGAAUCCCAUAUUAGGAUGGUGGACCAGGAGCCACUUGGAAAAAGUCUGCAAAAUGUCGAAGGUGAAAAAGUCCCAAGACCCUCAGUGGACUUGUCCAGGCUGCCCCCGUCUCUCCAUGAUCCAUCCCCUAUUCCUGGACAAGCAGAGGAGAUCCAGCUGUUAAGUGACGAAGUGGCUACCAGAUCCAGCAACAGCCCAGACUGGUGCCAGUGUGGACACUGCCUCCCAUCCCAGCUUCCCGAGAGCCACAGAUGCCUGGAAGAACUGUGCUGUCGGAAAAAGGCGGGUCCCUGCAUCACCACCUCAGAGCCCUUCAGGCAGCUCGUCUUGUCCCGACAGCUCCUGGAGUUCCUCCUGCUCUACCAGGAGCCCUUGCUGGAGCUGGAUGAAAACUCUAACAGCCAGCUGCGGCACUGUGCCUACAGGUGCUACACCAUCUGGCGCUUCGGCUCCCAGGACCUCGCCGACUUUGCCAUCCUGCCCAGCUGCUGCCGCUGGAGGAUCCGGAGAGAGUUUCCCCAGAGUGAAGGCCAGUACACCGGCUUCCAGAGUCCUUACUGAGGGCACAGGGCUGAGCAGGUGUGUGAACGUUUCCUUUGCACCCUGAGCUUGAUCUGCAAAGAUCUGAGGCCAAAUGUUCAACCAAAGGGAAAUGUGUUUUCCACUCCUGCAGCUCUAGAUGUGUCAGAGAGCAGACUGAACAAACAAACAAAUAAACCAGAAUCCCUCUGCAUGGACUGAGAGUCGAGAGAUUCAGAUCUGUGCCUCAGUUCUGUCCCUAGGAAGUUGUGUGAUCCUAGGCUUUUAACUCUGAGCCUUAGUUGCCUUCCUACCCCAACUGCGAUCCCACAGAGAUGUUGGGAGGACAAACUGAGAGAGUGUACAUGAACUUUCUUGUUAAUGCACAAAGAGCUACAUGAAUGCCAACCAGCUCCUUAUGAGGCCAGACUGGGAUAAGGUAUAACUAUGAACAAACCCUUUGGGUGCUGGUUGGAGACUGUGGAGGAUUAAUGGCAGCCACAAAUUCUUGGGCAUCUGACCCUCAGGACCUAAGGGUUAUGUCCCCUCCUCUUGCAUGUGGGCAACUCUGAUCACUUCUAUCCAAUAGUGGAAGUGACGCUGUGCCGGCUUCGGGGUCUUGGUCUUGAGGCUGGCAGCUUCCACUUCCGGUCCUACCCACGUCUGCUGUGAAGGAAGCUUGCCCCCAUACCAAAGUCUGACUCUCCUCAGACAACCCUAUUGUGAGGAAGCUCCAAAAGCCACAUGGAGAACAGAGAUGCCUGACCAGUUCCCAGCUUCCAAGCCAUCCAAACGCAGUCACUGGACAUGGGAGAGAAGCCUGCUGAUGAUUCCACACCCUGCUACCAUUGGACUGCCACUGCAUGAGACGCCUCCCACAGAACAAAACUGUUGUUUUAAGCCACUAAGUUUCGGGUUGUUCGUUAUGCAGCAACAGAUGACUGGGACAGAGAGCAAGCCUGACUCACUGGAACACAGACUCAGCCAUACCUUCUGUGGUUCUAGCGUUCUUAGGGAGCCUGGACCAGCCCUGAAGCAUCACCAGGGCUUAGGUCUCUGUUCGGCAGUCCUGUCAGGGCUGCGGACCAAAUCAAGUAACCCACCAGACCAGCCCUGGAAUCCGUCCAAUCUAACUGCUGAACUACCCAAUACAUUCUAACCCAUAGCCUAUUACUAUGACUGGAAGUAGCUACUGCUGUUAAAACGGAAAAAGGCCACCAUUAUGCCUUUAACAUCCUGUACUUUGCAGCCAAUUAGAAUGAAUGCAAUCUGGUUGCUACUUAAAAAGCAACUCACACCCAAACCUUUACCAUUUCUGUACAUCAACCGCUAAGAAUAUGAAAAUGGAUAGUCAGGUUUUAGGAUCCUCCUUCAGGAUUUCCUUUUCAUGGUUUUGGUAUUAGAAUUGAUGAUUUCUAAACAACUCUUUUAAAGAAUAAAUAGAGACCACUAUUCAACACUAUAACUGAUGAUGGAUCUAUGAGUUUUCUUAAUACAUAUUCUAAGAUGUGCCAUUUUGAUACUUUUUAAAAACCAGAUGCUUUCUACUGUAUUCAUGUAAAGUAAAUAUGAGCAAAACACUUCUUUUUUUGACCCAGGAUUUUAUCUGGCUUUAAACUCAGGAAUAAACUAGGCCAGACUGAACUUUCAUUUUUUUUUUUUACUAUCUUUCAGAGAUAGAUUAUAUAUGACUUCUUAUAUGUAUGAUAUAUAUUUAAAAGUGGAUUAUAUAUGACUUCUUCAGAAUUUAAAUUUUUACUCCUAGAAUUCUAUGUAUGAGCUACAGAUUUCCAUUCUGAUAAACCUCUGAAACUUUAUACCUUUAUUUUAUUUUCUUUUUUGGUGCCUUAUCCCUAGUGUGUUUCUGUCACCUCUAGAGGCCCCAGAUGGCAUCAGAAUUUGGAAUGACAAUUAGUCACUGGAUCCACCUACUAUCCUCCUUCACCUUCCCCACAGAUGCUUUAGGUGAGAGGGUGAUAUGUUAUGCCAAUGGUGUGUAAAAUGUCUGACACUUCAUACAAUAACAUGCAUCAUAUUUGUAUCUUGUUUUUAGUCUACUGCAUAAAAUAAUGUCAUCAGCAAAGGCAUCCCAAGGAGAAUCACACUUUGUAGGAUCUAUUUUCUUAUACUUAAAUCCAUUAUUCUAUAUGGUAAUUGCCCAGUAUUCACUACUUCAUGUCUGUAUUAGAGAUCUUUCUUGUAACAUUAGCUGGUUUCAUGUAGAAUUGGUAAUGAACUUGCAUUUCUCUCUUCAGAGGGCACCAGUUUUUAAACACUUCCUAAUUCUAGUUUGGCAAUGUACAUGUCUUAACUAGGUAAUAUGUUUUGAUAAGAAAAUAUUAAUGUUUUGAUUAUAAAAAAUAAUGUAUAAUUUGAUUACUGAAGUGUUCUUUUUACUUCCUUUUCUCAGGAGAUCCCCAAAUCACAGUUCAUUCAUUGACACUUUCAUUCAACAUAUAUUCAUUGAGGAACUAUGACAUAAUAAGACUGUGCUGCUCCCAAUUCCUGACACACAGCUCCUAAAUCCCUUAGUAUUUGCUGGGUGAUAAGAGUGUCUUGUGUUCUAACAAGGCAACUCUUGGUGGGCUCCAAACUUCAGGAUGGGGGCUCGUUGCCAGAAAGACCAAGCCAUGAUCAGAAGCUUAGAACUUUGAGCCCCACUCUCUCAUCCUCCAGAAUGGAGAGGGGUUGGAAACUGAGUUAACAACUGAUUGUGCCCACGUGAUGAAGUCCCCCUAAAAAUGUCUUGAUUAUGAGAUGUGGAGAGCUUCUGAAUUGAAGAACACAUCUACAUGCUAGGAGAGUGCUGUACGCCAACUCCACAGGGACAAGCAUCUGUGCUCAGGACCCUUUUGGACCUUGCCCUAUGUACCUCUUCAUCUAGUUCUUCGUAUCAUUAUAUCCUUUAUAGUAAACCAGUAAAUACAAACAAAGGUUUCCCUGAGUUGUGUGAACCAUUUGGGCAAGUGACUGAACCUGAGAAGGGGGCUAUGGGAACCCCCAUUUCUUAGCCAGUUGGUCUGAAGUACAGGGGACACCCUGGGACUUGCGACUGGCACCUGAAGUGGAGGACAAUCUUGUGGGAUUGAGGCCUCAACCUGUGGGGUCUAGGCUAAUGCCAGGAGUUAAUGACGCAAUUGAAUUGUACGACACAGUUGGUGUCUGGAGAGUUGGAAAACUGGUUGGUGUGGGAAAACUCCACGAACAUUUGGUCCCAGAAAUAUUACAAGUAGAGAAUAGGAAAACGAGUUUUCUUUUAGGUACUCACUAGAGACCAAUGAUAGAUAAGGUUGCUGCUGUCACGGAGAUGUGAGGAGAUGGACAUUAAUCAAAUAAUUCAAAUGUAAAUUUGCAUUUUGUGAAGGGGAUCAUGAUGAAGAAGAAAAAUGAUGCUCUGAGAGCCUAAAAUAGGGGAAUUUGACCAUUUUGGGGAGAUCAGAGAGGUCCUCCUUGAGGAUGCAGCCCUUUAGCUAAACCCUGAAGGGUAAGUCCUAGAUAACUAGGUGAAUAGGGUAGGGAAGAGCAUUCUAGGCGGAAAGAGGAGCAUGUGCAAAGGCCCCGGGGCAGAAAAUGCAUAGCCGGUUUACGGAACUUAAAGGACACCUGGAUGCCUACUGCAUAGAUAGUAAGGGGGAAGUAAGGCAUGAGAUAAGACUGGACAGGCACGCAGGGGCUGGACUGCAUAGAGCCUUGCAGGCCAUGGCAAGGAGUUUUGUCUUUAUCCUAAGACCAAUGGACAGCCAUGGAAGUGUUUUAAAGUAGCAGCCUGGUAAGAUUAUAUUUGGUUUUUAAAAGAUCAUUCUGAUCACUGCAUGGAGAAUGAAUGAGGAGUGGUGGUAAACAGUUUUAAUUUUAUUUCAGUCUCUCCCUACUCCAUGAAACAUCUGCCCCAAAUAUGCAGUGAAAUGAACUGAUUCUCUUUUCUCUCCUCUUUAUCUUGGGAAGUCACAGAAAGAUCAGCCGCAGGAAAAAGGAAAAGCUUUAGGGUGCCUUGAUUUUUAGAGUAUUUCCUGUCCCAAGUUGGUGGAGAUGAGACCACUUAAUGGUCUCACCAGGUCAGGGGUAGGAACGUGCCAAAUCUAGAGACAAAGGGCAGUCAGCAGAGCUGCUGAUGUAUCUCACCCUAUAGUGUAUAGCCAAAAACUCAGGUCUAAUAUCACAGGCUGGUUUGACAUCUGUUGAAAUCAGGAGGGUCUAGAACAGCUUAACUGCAAGUUUCUCUCCCCAUCCUACUCCCAUGGAAAAGGUCACCUGGACAAAUACCUUCUUUAGCGAAUGGAGCAGAGGCACUUACUGCUGACCCCUGAAUAAUGGGUUUAAGUUCUCUGCCACCCAUGGAAUGAUCUAAAAGACAAUCAUGUCCUCCUGUGGGAACCACGGGGCAUCUCACCCUCUUGAUACUGCAAAGCACGCCGGCCUCCCACCUGAGCCGAAAUCCCACCAUCUCUGGUUGUUCACUCUGCCCUGGAGCUAUGAUUAUGUGACUAAUAAACUGCUGCCAAUUUCCCUUG
Callorhinus ursinus (northern fur seal) is the source of this 6302-nucleotide messenger RNA. RefSeq names its product purinergic receptor P2X 7 (gene P2RX7). Gene Ontology annotation, cellular component: plasma membrane. The record is from RefSeq and is a predicted model, not a curated record. NCBI's taxonomy places the organism in Eukaryota, Metazoa, Chordata, Mammalia, Carnivora, Otariidae. Gene Ontology annotation, molecular function: extracellularly ATP-gated monoatomic cation channel activity; purinergic nucleotide receptor activity; ATP binding. Gene Ontology annotation, biological process: calcium ion transmembrane transport; response to ATP; cell surface receptor signaling pathway.